This is a messenger RNA of Osmia bicornis bicornis, 8154 nucleotides long. RefSeq names its product protein drumstick (gene drm). NCBI's taxonomy places the organism in Eukaryota, Metazoa, Arthropoda, Insecta, Hymenoptera, Megachilidae. The transcript has 3 exons. The record is from RefSeq and is a predicted model, not a curated record. Gene Ontology annotation, cellular component: nucleus. Gene Ontology annotation, biological process: regulation of transcription by RNA polymerase II; embryonic pattern specification; embryonic hindgut morphogenesis. Bases 3493 to 3738 code for a protein of 81 amino acids. Gene Ontology annotation, molecular function: DNA-binding transcription factor activity, RNA polymerase II-specific; RNA polymerase II transcription regulatory region sequence-specific DNA binding.
UUGCCUUUCAAAACGUCGCAUUAUGUAAUGUCCAGGGACCAUUAUUACGCAAGUAGUGAAAAGAUUUGAACAAACGACGUGGUACGAUCAUAGAAAUCAUUUGUUAUUCACACCAUUUUACUGUAUGUAUGUAUGUAUGUAUGUAUGUAUAUGUACAUACACAGAAUGUGCAUUAAUACCUAAUUUAAUAAUUACAUAGGUGUAAAUAUAGAUUAUUUUCAAAAUAGUGCAACAGGACGUUAAUGAAUUAUUCUGGUAUAAACCAACAUCAAAUGCUCAUCUAACUUUACCACAUUUAUUAACUUAAUGGAUAUGUGCAUUAUUUUUUAGCUCUUUUAGUAGUUAAUUCAUUAGGUAUGUAAUAUUUAUUUAUAUGUAAACAAUAAGUUCCUCGUUUUCUUCCGUUGCGCAAACUAAAACUCAUUCUCAGAUACAUUAUCUUUAAAAUCAGUGUUUGUAUAGUUGCCGGUAAUGCGUCCUCUGCAAACGUUCUUAUCAUCAACGCGUCACCUGUCAAUUUUGUUAGACUUGUACAUUCUACUUCAGCACUUUCAGUUUACACAUUUCAUUCUCGGAACUAAGCGCUUUUUUCAUUUUGUUGAAUUCCUAUAGCGAUCUUACUCUUGUUUCUUAUUUUUGACCAAAAAUCAAUUUAAUCCUUCAUGCUCAUGUAUCUACUCUCAGCUAUCCUAUCAAAGUAUCAUUCUGAAUAUUUAUUAUUCUAAAUUAAUAUUCUACAGGGACACAAUGGAUAUUUUACAAAGCUCUUUAAAAUUUUGCUUUCAAUGCAGAUUAGUUUCGUUCGGUGCAAAAUAAUUCUAUGCAAUGGAGUAUCUAUGCUUUAAUCCAACCAUGGAUGCAGCCUCCAUUUUGAGGUUCAAAUGGUAUAAGAUUGUUGAUGAUAAAAUUGAAUAUUACAAGCAAAUAUAAAUAAAUUUAGGUAUUUAUUGAGAAAAAUUGGGGGUGCUAAACCGCCCAAAAUUUGUAUUUAACAACAGGUAACAUUACUGUACAGUUAUUAUGUCAAAUCUGCUUUACAACUCCUGUAUACAUUGUGCGAAAAUUUCUGUAGAAAGAAACCAAACGAAACGACGACAAGCACCUAAAACAAAAGAUUUCUCAGAAAGAAUCUCUCAAAGUGUCAUCUUUGACCAGCCAAAUAAGCCGCUUCCUUUGGUCGUCUUUCACCGAACAUCGUUGAGUGUUCGUCAUAAAUUCCGUUGAUCGCGUCAGCAUCAAAAUUGCUGUCAUCAAUUUCCCCGUAUCUCCAUGAGAAUCUUUCGAAAGAAACCCAAUCCUUUCGAGAUGUCCCUGGUUUCGAUCUUUGCUCCCUAAAUAUUCCUAUGAAAGAGAGGAACGGUAACGCUUAAAGCGUACGCUGGAAAUGUUCCCCUCGUCAUCGUUGCCGUCUUCAUUCCAGCGAAAUUGUCCGGUGGCAACAAUUGGAUUCCACGCGGUACGUCGGCGUCCUCUUUGUUGCCGAUCGCUCACUGGUCUUCUUCGUCCGUUCGUUCGUUGGGGAUCGAGCGGCCUUUCCCGUGGAAUUUUUCCACCACUCGAUCAUGUCGGUGGCUCGCGAAGGAGGCGAUAGCCCAUUGAAUCGUCCAAUGAAGCGAUACCGCGAGAUCUCGCUGGGCGGUGCCCAACGCGCUGGCGAUGGUUCUUGGAUCCGGCGGGGUCGAAAGUGGGGGUACGAGUGGGACCGACUGGGCCCCCUCGCAUAGCGACCCUGGUGGGGGGAUUGACAUCGACUACUGUGCAUUUCCCACGUGCCCUGGGAACCCCCGCGGCAUCGUGUCAGCCCCCGCUCUUCGUUCCCGCACGCUUCCACCUCCGCCUCCUCCCACACCUUCGUCAGCGUCGCGCUUUCUGGCCUCGAGAGGCCCCGAUAAAGACAAAGAGAUCGCACCGCUCCCGCGAAUCCUCUUCCAGGAACCGAUUCAGCUGAUCCGCUUUUUCGCGUGGGCGAACAGAUUGACGCGGACUCGUUUCGGUCGCCUCGAGGACGACGGCGACAGGUCGUCUGAAUGGGCCCGCCGAUCGUGAAACCCAUACCGAACGGUUCCGCGGGUUUCUUCUGGCAUCGAAGCGAUAUCCCCGAGUUAAAAUUCGAGGCUGGCAAUGAAAAUGCGGGAGAAGGACGGGACGAUCGCGGUGGCUCUUCUCGGACGGCUACCUCCUUUGUACCCUGGUUCGGCUACCGCCCCCGCGGGGGGUAAGCACGCGGAGAGGGCGCGAAGCGAAAGAAAACCAGAGUCGGUAUUCAUCGGGGAGUGGGAAGACCUAUUCGAAAAGGAUGUUCGCGUGGGCGAAGAGGGAUGCUCUGAUCCAACGGUUACGAGGGCGGUCCCAUCGGGGACCGGUGGAAGGGAUCAUGGAAGAGAGGGAGCAUGUCGAGGGACAGUUGGAGCAAAGGGAGGGCGGAUGGGCACUCUCCCAGGAGCUCAGGAAGCCGCGUCGUCGAAGGAUUUGUGAAUAACCGCGCUGCUAUUCGGUGACUGGCCAGACAAGGACAUCCGAGAGACGGAAAGAGAGGGAGGGACCUAGAGAGCCAGGAUAAGGAGCACUUCUUCCUCUUCUUGUACCGCUCUCUUCCUUUUCCUUCUUCUGCUCCCGUUCCUCCUCCGCGGUCCUUCGACUCACCUCUUCUACUACCACCACCUACCGACCGCGCUCUUCUAAGGAAGGAAGAUCCUGGAGCGUUUCUGGUAGAAUCGAGAGAGGCUCUCACACGGACAAACGACAGCUAGUGGGCAUCGGUGAGUUGGUUCGGUAGGGAGGUGUCUCCCGGUCCUCCAACCAGAAGAAGCGAGACGACGACGACGACGCCGACGAAGGAGACCUUUGGCGGUUACACACCGCGUCCUACCGUCUUCUGGUGUGCCUACCUAUUCGGGCUACCAGCGAACCGAGCGGGCAAACGGAGCUUCAGUCGACGCCGCGCACCCAAACGGUCCAGACCUGUCAGCCCGGAAGACAGCAUCCCUACGUAACGUUCAAUAGAGAAUCCACUUCUCGAAAUCUAGUUCCCGCUUUCUCUCUAACUGUACGCGAACCUUACGAUUUUGCUCCUCGGUUCGAACAAUUCCACGGAACGUUUACUUCUCGUCUGUUCAGCAGUCAGAAAUACCCGGCGUGAGAGGGAACUACGGUGUCCGUGUGCUGCUUUCAACGGGUAGAGAGAAAGAAGGGUAGGUGAUCGUGUCGCCCGCGAGGAGGUACAACCCGAGUGAUCUCACUCGCAAGAGUCAGCCGGUCGGGACUAGGUUUGCGCGGGAGGAGAAGAGCGACACGAACGGCAGGAGCGGCAAGAGAGGGACCAAAAGGAAGCUGUGGAAAGAGAGAAAAACGAAGCUUGGAAGAGAGACAGAGAAGCGUGUUGAAUCGGUGGAGGGAGUGACUCGAGGCGUUAGCAGAACCGCGCGAGAGAGGAGGUAGAGGGAAAGGAGACAGAGAGUCGACCAAGAGAAGGAGCGGUGGGAAUUUAUAAGGAUGUUCGCGAUAAUGCCGAUGGAGACAGAGGGGCACGGCAGGGAGUUCGGCCGCCGGCAGAAGAUGCGCGCCAAGUGCACGGUAGAGUUCGUCUGCAAGUACUGCCAGCGGCGCUUCACGAAGCCCUACAACCUCAUGAUCCACGAGCGCAGCCAUAAGGACGACGUGACCUUCACCUGUGAGGUCUGCGGAAAGUCCUUCAAGCGGCAGGACAACCUCAAGCAGCACAGAUGUGGGUGGCGGUGAGCGGGAGCUCUGAAUCUCCUGCACCUUGACACACACACAAUGCACACGCAACAACAUCAACAACAUGAUCAACAAAAAAAAUUUAUUCAAACAAUCUAUAACAACAAAAAAUAUUAGCUAUCCAUGUUCUUCCAUUUAUUAUUAUUAUUAUUAUUGACAUGAUUCUUUUGCUCCACUCUUCUUUCCGUUUCAAUAUUCAUUCGAAGUCUCCCGCAACCACGAAGACAACACGUUCGGUUCUCGUGCAUCGUGUACCGCCACCACGAAAAAAAAAAAAAGAAAACAGAGAAAAAAAUGAAAAAGAACGGAAGAAAAAGAUACGCUCAGCAUGCUUAAAACUCUGCCACCACCACCACCACCACCACCACCACCAUCAAUUUUUUCUUCUUCUUCUUCUUCUUCUUCUUCUUUUGCUCUUCUGCUACGAUCACGUUUAUCGCCUUCUACUAACAACGAGCCCGCACGAAAUUACCUAUACGCUCUCGCGACACGUGGUGGAAUUGAAUUGCUAACCAGGAGGAGAAAGAAAUGUUAGAGUUUCGUGUUUUUUCUAAGUAUUUACUUUCCUCAUCUUCCGAUUUCGACCAUCUUUGUUCCAGGAGCAUACACUCUGUUCCCUACAAGGGCUCCAACGGCUACUCAAAUGGCUAUUCGAAUGGCUACUCUAGGUACUAGAAGCCAUCCAGCCAAUUCAUCCUAUAUACUCCCAUAGACGCGCGUUUCGCUAUUUUAUCAUUAGGUUAUAUUUCUAUGGUCGCGAUCGGUACAGUUUCAACUAGUUUUUGGAAUUUCAAUGUAUGUUCGUUAUUUUUUAUAUUUAUAGGCUGAGAUAAAAAAUAAUUCCACUAAAUUUUUGCCGACCUUAUGAAAUUGAAUACAUUAGAUAAUCCCGUAAAAUAUAUUAGCAAUCUUAGAAUUUUAUAUAUAAGUAAAAGUAUAGUUUCGAGAAAAGAUGGCUCUAGCGAAAGGGUUGAAAGGGUUAAAAACGAUCAGAAAUCUUUGGACGUUAUAAAAAAUUUGAAACUGAGAAGGCAAAAAAGAAAUGCUUUAAAGAUAGUUCGAAUGAUAAUAAUCAAGUCUACGUGGAAAUUCCGAGAACUUCUUGAUCCAACCACGCGUCUAUCCUUGCCGAUGUCCGUCUGUCGGUUCUCCGGGACGAUCGAUUAAUUAUUAUCAGCUCGAAACGACUUAACGCCAGCCUACCGAGUCGCAAAAGGGAAACAGUUCCGUGGAUACUAAUCGUCUCCUCGCCUAUUAAACCUCGCUUCUCGCUCCUCCAUCCCGCUUCUUCGAUUGUUUCGUCUCAAAGCUUCUACCACUUUCCUGUAUUCCGAGCCUAGACACCUAGACGUCAGCCACAUCAAGUCAUCGCGAUAAAGACUACGAGAGACAGAAACAAACAGGAAGAAUCAAUGGUGCAGUCAAAUCAAAAUUCUUGCAAGGACAAAAGAAUUCAGAUCCUGAAGAAGCUGAUUCUUAAGGAAUUUCGAUCUAAGAACUCGUUUAUUGAAAUGCUGACAGAAGACAACUCAAGAAACUGGUUCGAUAGAAAGUAUUUAAAAAUUGAAAAUCAUUUAGCGACAAGAAUAAUGGCCAAGAAUUCUAUAAGACUCUGGGAAACGAGACAGGAAAAUCCAACUUCGUUAUCAGUUACAUGCUCGCUCGAAGACAUCAAGUAUCCAACCAGUUUCGUUAUCUCACAAAAUCUACUCGCCCAUAGUUCCUGUUUUCUCCUACGGUACAACGGCUGUAACAACUUAAUAGUGGAAAACGAAGAUGCGAUCCAAGCGUCAUCCAUGGAAAUGGAGCAAUCAGUCCAAGGUCGAAGUGACUUGAGCUACAUCCAUUUCUCCUGAACAAUAACUCUUCAUAAUGGCUGUUCAUCAAAAAAGGAGCUACAAUUUCAGUUUUAAAGUUUUAUUCAGAAGUCUUUGAAGAAGGUUAAAAUCUUCAACCGCCUUGAUUCUUGGGAUUCGAAAAAAUCUAAUUAACAAAUAGGUUAUACCUAUGUAGUAAAUCUAUGAACCUAACGACAUAGAACGCCGAUAAAAGAUAAAAGAAAAGAAUUCCAAUUUCAAUAUCAAAGAGUAUCUCAGCAUCAUCGAUCAGCCAGUUGUCCCCGGAAGCAGCUAAUUUGAAUUGGAAGGAGAAGAUGUAAAAAAGAAUGAUCCGUGUCAACGCCGCAACACGAGGACCUCGGGCUAGAAUCCGAAAUUGGACCGCGUAAUAACCCGGUUCAAAGUAGCUACCGAAGAACCGAUGCUACCGUAAAAACCACGCCCAGGCCUGAAGCGACAUCAUCCAUAUGCCCAGCACCAGCUUCAUCUCCCUUGGCCCAAUUUUUUGCGAUUUCUCGAUGGAAAUCUAUUGAUCCUUGUUAUUCGUAGAAAUGAACCGAUAUUGUAGGAGAAGCAGACUCUUCGAGACGCGACCAGACGACCUUGGAAACGUGAAACAAGGCGGGUCCGCUGACGCAAGUACCAGUCGGCUGGGAUCGAUUUCCACUGGAUGGAUGAAUCUCCAAGUGUCUCUUCGAUUUCGCGCACACUGAGCGGGAUCGUUCGAUUAGAAUGAUCCUGUUCGAUGAUCGAUCAGCUUGGUACGUUUCCCGGCCAUCCGUAGCUGCGACUACAUAUCCUUCUUUCGACUCCGCGACUUUCUGGAGGGCCCCUCUCAUCGAACGGACAUCGGCGUGGAAAAGUUCCUUCUACCGAAAACUGUUAACCGAUCACAGUGCCUCUCACAGGGAACGAUGACGUCAUGAUGCAAAUGUUGCAUUUGAGAUUAGGUAAUUUUUUACUUUGUUUUAUUGAAAUAUUUUAUCUUGAAUGUUCAGUGGCAGUUAAUAUGUAAAAAAUUUUCUAAUACAUUGGUACAUGUAAUUUUGUAAAUACUCUGUUCGAAAUAAUUGGUAAAGUUUUGAAUAAUAUUUUGAAAAAAUGUAUUGAUAUAGGUAAUAUUCAAAAACACUAAUGACUUUAAAUAAUAAAAAGAUAGAAUAAUUUUUAAUACACUAUUUAAUAUCUUAUAAAAUGUAUCAAUUAUUUUGAGCAGUGUAUAAAGGUGUUUUUCAAAUCAUAAGGAAUGAAUUAGAGUGAUUGUUGUUUAUUACUAAAAUUAGUAUUAAUGCAUACACUUUCCAGAUUAAAAAUCAAUUAACCCCUUAAACUAAUACAAUUAAAACAUUGGUAUUACAGACAAUAAUUACCUAAUUACAAUUUCAUUAUUUUGUAUUAAAGUUUGAGGGGUUAAAAUGUUAAUCAUCGGACGUUACAGUAAGUGACAUACCCUCCGCAACAGUCGAAACAACUAUUUUUCUUUCCGUCACUUAAUCAUCAGAUCUAUCAAAGCACAUCGCAAACACUAUUAAAAUCAAAAUUGACACUUGAGAAACGAUACGCGCAGUCUUGUAUAAAAUUCAACAUAUCACGGUGUCUCGGCUCGACCUGUAUAUUUUUCUUUCAUUAUACAUAUCUCUAUUUAGAAGCGCGUGUAUAAUUAGCGAGGCUAGUUUUAUAGUCCCUUUCUUGUAAAUUAACACCCAUACACACAGUAUACACAAAUAAAUACACAGCGUGGAUGAGAAGCAAAAAUAAUUGUUUAAACGCCUGGAUUUUUCAAAACUAUAGCAUCUCGAGGUUCCUCGAGAUAAUCAGCUGAUUAGUUUGGAAAAUUCACGAUCGCGACUUUGGGAGUGAAAAAAUAUGGCGACAUCGUCGUCAUACAUACAUAAAAAAGAAAGAAUUUUCUUCUGUGACGUAUGGAAAGGAAAGGAAAGGAAAGGAAAGGAAAGGAAAGGAAAGUAGGAGGGGUGUGCGGGUAUAAAUUUGUUCGGGUACUCGGGUACUCGGAAACUCGCCCAUCCCUGGAAAGGAGUAAGGAACAGUCGUGCUUUGUACAUAGCUUAAAAUUACAUAUCGCUGCGUCUUUGAAUAUUAUAUUGCGGGCAAUGCGAUUAUCAACGGAACGUAUUAUUAUUAUUAAUUAUUUUAUGAACGUUAUCGAAAGAGAAAAAAAAGAAUAGUCGUUUAGUCAGUGUGCAUCGUAGCCAUCGAUAGGCAAUCUCGAUCCUGUAGAGCUGUAUCACGUUUUACCGAUUAAAUAGAAGUGAUAAUAAUGUUAUUAUUAUAUAUAUUAUAUUAUAUAUUAUAUUAUGUUACAUUAUAAUUAUAUUAUACGUGUAUCUAUGCCUGUAUCGCUAGCUUUACAAAACAAAAAUGAAAAAAAAAAAAAAAAAAAAUUAAACCGAGGCGCACGGUCAGCCCGGUGAGACAAGAAUUUUUCUUGCUUCUUCUCUCGAAGAGAGAUAAGACGACGUAUGCGUGACACUCUCCGUGUGCUUUCGAGGAAUCGCAAUGUACUUGUGGGCACGUCCCACCCUACCGGCCUACCAAUAAAUUUCGCCAACUCGUAAAA